UUUGCAGUUGCACCUUCUUCUCAGUUCAAACUUCACUCAAACACAUAGAGAGAAAAGAAACAUAUGGGAACACUGGGAAGCAACAGAGAAAUAGGAGGGGUUUCGGACGCGGUAGGGGUCAGAUUCCACCCCACUCCGGAGGAAAUGGUGGAUUACUUGAAGCUCAAGAAACAGGACAAGGGUUUCAAAUCUGAUCACAUCGCUGAAUUCGACGUCUGCAACUUCGACCCUUGGGAUUUGGCUGCUCGCAUUCCGUCGGACGAUAUGGUGUGGUACUUCUUCAGCCGUAAGGAGUACAAGUAUAUCAAUAGCACCCGAUCCAACCGAACCACACCAGGAGGUCAGUGGAGAAUCACAGGCAAGGAGCGUCCGGUCAAGGCUCGGCGGUCCAAAGCUCUCAUUGGGAAGAAGAGGACCUUGACAUUCUACCAACGUUGUGCCACUCAACGCAAGCUGAAAAAAACCAACUGGGUCAGGCACGAGUACAGUCUCAUUGAUAGUGAAGCCAUCUCGAAUCCUAAGCUGCGUCAGAAGGAUUUUGUUCUCAAUCGCAUGAAGAAAGAAUUUGAUGACGAGGAUACCUCAAUUGGUGAAGUUGAACUUGGCAGCUACAGUGUGUCUAAUGUUGAAGAUCAUGCUGCAGCUGUUGUGACUCCAGAGUCACAGGAUUGCAGUUCCUCUACAUUCCUGUCAUCAGGAUACAUAGAGCCGGGAGAUGUUCUGCAAACCAAUGAUACUAGUUAUGAUUGUAAUGCAAUGCAAUCACCAUUUGGAGAUAAUCAUUAUUAUUCUUAUACUGAUAAGAAUGAUAUUUCAACCUGUGAUAAAGGUGAUUGGUUCACCAUGUCUGAUUUCGAAAAUGAACCUCCAGAUGAUAUGUGUCAAGAGCCUCGAGUUGGAGAUUUUUAUUCACAUGUUGCAUACAAGAAUAAUAUUUCAACCAAUGAUGAAAAUGAGACGGUUAGCUACGCUGCAUAUGAUUUUGAAAAUCAAUAUGCAGAUGAUAUGAUUCAAGAGCAGUCAUAUCUUCAACCACAAAAAUAUGCAAGAAGUGCUCUGGAUGCUGAUGUCUGUAACAACGGCUACAACAAUUGUCAACCACAAUUUUGGAAUAAAGAUUCUUAUAAGAAUAAUAUUUCAACCAAUAAUGAGUGUGAACAAUUUAGCAACACACAAUUUAAUUUUGAAAAUCAAGCUACGAAUAAAAGGAUUUCAGAGGUAUGUCUUCCACGAGAAGAAGAUUUGGAAUUGGCUUUUUAUCUACCUCAGCUAGAGGACUACACACUGGAGCCACCAAUGAACAAAAAAGUGGGAAAUGUUUUGCAUGACAAUAAUAUAUUGCAUGCAAUGAGUUUCAGUCCCCACUCUGAAGCUAAUGACUUAUCCCACAAACCUCUUGAAUAAAGUUUUAAAAAACUAGUCUACGGAAGUGCAAUAAGCAGUGAUGUGGAAACUGAUGUAGGGUCAUUUAUCUGUGAAAGACCAUAUUGAUUUAGCUAAAUGAGAAAAGCAAAAGAGGCCUUUUGAAUUAGGCAAGCAAGAGGCAGCUGGCAGCAACUGAAAACAUUCUUUCAAGUCCACAAAUCAAGUGAUUUGGAUUUUUAAAAUUUAGUUCAACGACUAAAAAUUAUUAUAACUUUCAAGGGUCCGGAUUUCAAGAGCUGUUGGAUCAAAUUUCAAGAACUCCGAUCACUUGAUCUGUUGAUUUUGAAGGAAGAGAUCCGGAGAUGAUAUCUUUUCCAGAAUAAUGUAUCGACCAAACUGUAGUUCUCACUGUAUUGGCAAUGCUUUUGUUUGUUCUGCCACUGCUACUGCAAGGCUGCCGGAGUUUUUAUCAGUCUACAUGUUAGCGUUACUUUAUAUGUGUUUUUGUGUGUAAUUGGAAUGACUGUUAAAACAUAUGGUUGUAAUUGGUCUUAAACCUUUCUAUAUGUGUAUCCUUGUGUAUUGUUUAUCAGAACAUCUUAUUUUGCA
Malus domestica (apple) is the source of this 1974-nucleotide messenger RNA. RefSeq names its product NAC domain-containing protein 71-like. Lineage: Eukaryota; Viridiplantae; Streptophyta; Magnoliopsida; Rosales; Rosaceae. The record is from RefSeq and is a predicted model, not a curated record. Gene Ontology annotation, biological process: regulation of DNA-templated transcription. Gene Ontology annotation, molecular function: DNA binding.